Messenger RNA from Talpa occidentalis (Iberian mole), 708 nucleotides. RefSeq names its product BCL2 like 15 (gene BCL2L15). Gene Ontology annotation, cellular component: cytosol; nucleus. Bases 112 to 594 code for a protein of 160 amino acids. The transcript is spliced from 4 exons. The record is from RefSeq and is a predicted model, not a curated record. Lineage: Eukaryota; Metazoa; Chordata; Mammalia; Eulipotyphla; Talpidae. Gene Ontology annotation, biological process: regulation of apoptotic process.
GUGAGAACGGCUCUAGGACUGUAUGUCCCAGUAGGAAACUUCACCAGAGGGAAACACGUCUACUGAAAACUUCUUGUGUGGAAAAGCAAAACUUGGCAGCAAACAUCUAAAAUGAAGAAUUCCCUAACUUUUGAGGAGCAAACUGAGUGCAUCAUAAGCUAUCUACUCGAGGACAUCUUAAACCCCCAGGCCCCGAUUGCUAGCCGGAGCUUAAGCUGUGACUGUGAAACUGACUCAGGAGGGGCUGGCUUUUUUGACGAGGCCAUCAUUGCUGGUCGCCUUCGGAUGCUGGCUGACGAGUUCAACAAAGAAGUGGAAACUACUGCACAAGCUGUCAUCACAGAAUUCACGCAGGAAAAGGCAAAAGCUAUACUUCAGGACAAAGUGAAGUCCUUGUGUGCUCAGGAUUCCACCUUAGCUUCUGAGAGAGCCUUCCUGGGAAUGUUAGUAAAACUUGUUGUAUGUGUGGCAGAAAAGGCUCCUGAAAUAGCACGUCAGCUGGUUACCCCAAUGACAACCAUGAUCAACGAGAACAGUGGUAUCCGGGAUUUCAUCAAGGGCGAGGGAGGUUGGGAACAUGUGGAAAGCUGCUAAAGAAGAAAUGGAGCUGUUUCCCAACCUUCACAGUGCUUCUUCUUUGCCUGACUGAGUUGAUUGAUUGUUGGCAAUUAAAACAAAGGAUCAAAUAAAAAACGGCUUUCUUUUGCA